UGCAUGCGCCACUUUAUGGUUUACGUGGGUACUAGGGAAUCAAACUAGGCCUUGCAAGAUCACUUGCCAGAAGAAGAGCAAUGCAGCCAGUAGCUUAGUGUCUGAGCCUUAUCAGUGAAGGGCCUGAACACGUUUCUGGAAAGUGCGCCGGUCAGCUUGUUUGUCUCCAGUUAGCCCGUUGCUGUGCUUCUGCGGGAUCAAAGGAUUAGACUGGUGAAGAAUGCUGUCAGAAGGGUAUCUCUGCGGACUUGCCUACUGGAAUGACAUUCACUGGAAUUGUCCGUCCUAUAAUGAGCCGGUGGCUGGGGAGCAGGCAGAGGAGACACAUUCUGUUGCUGCUCUUUCCUAUUCCUCUGUGGAUGAAACCCAAGUCAGAAGUCUUUAUGUGAGCUGCAAAUCUUCUGGCAAAUUUCUUUCUUCAGUGCAUUCAACAGGAAGCCAGCACAGAAGUCAGAGAGUCACAGUGUUGCAGACAAAUACCAACCCUGUAUUCGAAAGCCCAAACUUGGCUGCAGUUGAAAUAUGUAGAGACCCUGGCAGGGAGACCUACUUGGUUCCACCCUCUUGUAAAAGUAUUUGCAAGAAUUACAAUGACUUACAUAUUGCAGGAGGCCAAGUGAUGGCCAUUAACUCAGUGACAGCCAAUUUCCCCCCUGAGAGCAGCUUUGAAUAUGGUCCAUUGCUGAAGUCAUCUGAGAUUCUUUUGUCCAUGGAGGAUUCCAUUGCUCAGCCCAGUGACUUUCCCCUAAAACCUAUUCAGCAAUACUCGUCCUACUGGAGAAUCACUAGCAUCAAGGAGAAAAGCAGCCUACAGAUGCAGAAGCCUAUUUCAAAUGCAGUGUUGAAUGAGUACCUCGAGCAGAAGGUGGUGGAGUUAUAUAAGCAGUACAUUAUGGACACCAUGUGCCAUGAUAGUUCUCCUACCCAAAUCCUCGCAUCAGAACUCAUCAUGACAAGUGUGGAUCGAAUCAGUCUUCAAGUGUCCAGAGAGAAGAACCUGGAUACCUCAAAAGCCAGGGAUAUAGUCAUUAGUCGCUUAUUGCAAUUGGUGUCAAGUGAGAUCAGCACUCCUAGUCUCCAUAUUUCUCAGUAUAGCAAUGUGAAUUCAUAGAGAGGGCUUGUCCAUUCCUCCCAGCUCCUCGGACCCAAAGCCACAACAUAUUCCUUUAUUUGGCAGGUAUGCUGGCAGGGAUUAUGGAAGGGAAUUAAGAGAAACUUCAUAAGGCUAUACAUGCUGUCAGAAUGCAGGAAGAGGAGCCCUAAGGAAUGGUUUUCAAGGCAUGUUUAUGCAGCAACAAAGCAAAAAUAAAGAUUAAAAAACAAACAGAAAAGGUUACAGUUCACUUAUGGGAGUACUGAAAUUGGAAAAUACUAUCCAAUUCAGAAAAACAAAGACAACAACAACAACAGAAACGCUAUGGCAAAACUUAAAUGCCAAAAAGUUUUAGGAUA
Jaculus jaculus (lesser Egyptian jerboa) is the source of this 1452-nucleotide messenger RNA. RefSeq names its product TLR adaptor interacting with endolysosomal SLC15A4 (gene Tasl). Gene Ontology annotation, biological process: regulation of toll-like receptor signaling pathway. The record is from RefSeq and is a predicted model, not a curated record. Lineage: Eukaryota; Metazoa; Chordata; Mammalia; Rodentia; Dipodidae. Bases 221 to 1111 code for a protein of 296 amino acids. The transcript has 3 exons.